Messenger RNA from Nothobranchius furzeri (turquoise killifish), 1198 nucleotides. It is a transcript of the gene timm10, whose product is annotated as translocase of inner mitochondrial membrane 10 homolog (yeast). The record is from RefSeq and is a predicted model, not a curated record. Gene Ontology annotation, cellular component: mitochondrial inner membrane. Gene Ontology annotation, biological process: protein insertion into mitochondrial inner membrane. Lineage: Eukaryota; Metazoa; Chordata; Actinopteri; Cyprinodontiformes; Nothobranchiidae.
UCCAACUUUAUCAAGACCGGAAGUGUAUGAGCUGACAGUCCACACGUGUAUUCAGCAGACUGAAGGUUACAGAAGGAGAAGCGGCUGUUUGUUGCUGGUUUAUCCGCGUGAGAGGGUCAUUGGGACGGCGUGGCUGCGGUAGAAGCCGGCUGAGAGAAGCACCGAGCGGCGGACAUGGACCCCUUGAAGGCGCAGCAGCUGGCGGCGGAGCUGGAGGUGGAGAUGAUGGCUGACAUGUACAACCGAAUGACAAACGCCUGCCACAGGAAGUGCGUCCCGCCACAUUAUAAGGAGGCGGAGCUGACGAAGGGCGAGUCUGUGUGCCUGGACCGCUGCGUGGCCAAAUACCUGGACCUUCACGAGAGACUGGGACGCAAGCUCACGGAACUCUCGGUCCAGGAUGAGGAGAUGAUGAGGAAGGCCGCCGUCGGGAGCGGGUAGACACCUGAUGACGGAAACAAGUGCAGCGCCGUGGGAAUAAAACGAGUCGGGAUUAAUUAAAACAAACUUUCGUCUUAACUGGUGUGGGUUAAUGAGUAAACAUUCAGCUAAUGAACUGCAUCCUUUUCUGCAUCUGAGGAUGAUGAAGAGGGCGGCGUUGGGAGGGACCUGCUGCCAGUCUGGAUCGGUUUCACACCCAGAUCCGUCUCCAGCAGCAGAGGGUUCACUCCAGUAGAAAAGCCCGGAGCAUGUUUGUUUUUAAACUGUCUAAAUCCCACAAACGUUGUUGCUGUUGCUGUUAACCGGAUUCUGCCCUCAGACGAGGGCUCCAGUGAGUUUAAAACCUGUAGUUUAGAUCUUUGAUUUGAUGUAAAACUGCUUUAUAAGUUUUCAGGACCAGCUAUGAAGAGGAUUUGUGUUCUAAAACAAGUAAAAAGUCUUUGAUGCUAUCGUUACAUCGAUUAGAGCUGUAAUCCCGUCUGACGGUUCAGGUGUAAACGCGUGUUUGUACUGACAGUAACCCACUUUAGAAAUGUUAGAACUGAUCUCUGUUUCUCUAAGCUGAAGCCGUUCAUGUUAAGAACACUUCAAAUGAUUUAAAUUAUCCUCUCAAACUUAUGGAUUAUUUAUCGAGUUUAAAUGACUUAACGUUGUUUUUAUAUUGUGGAUUAUGUGUAGUUUUUUGUGGACCACAUUCAGAUUAAAAGAUGGUAAUGAGUAAUAAAAACUAAUAAAAUCACAGUUUAUCUUCCCAUCA